ACUUUCAGGGGCCAAGUCAGGAAUAUGGCAACUCUAAAAGACAUUACCAGGCGUUUGAAGUCCAUCAAGAACAUUCAGAAAAUUACGAAGUCCAUGAAGAUGGUUUCUGCAGCAAAAUAUGCAAGAGCUGAGAGGGAGCUGAAGCCUGCUAGAGUCUAUGGAACAGGAGCACUGGCUCUCUAUGAGAAGGCAGAAAUAAAGGCACCUGAGGACAAGAAGAAGCACCUCCUUAUUGGUGUGUCCUCUGACCGAGGUCUGUGUGGUGCUAUCCACACGUCUAUUGCUAAAACCUUGAAGAAUGAGAUUACCAACCUCUCAAAUGCAGGGAAAGAAGUUAUGGUGGUUGGAGUAGGUGACAAGAUCAGAGGCCUACUUCAGAGGUAAAAAGGAGGAGGGUUGGUUUGGUGGUUUUUGGGACGGAGACCUCCGAGCUUUGGAGAUGCUUCAGCCAUUGCCUCAGAGUUGUUAAACUCUGGGUAUGAAUUUGAUGAAGGCUCUGUCAUCUACAAUCGGUUCAGGUCUGUCAUCUCCUACAAGACUGAUGAAAAACCAAUCUUCUCCCUUGAAACAGUUGCUGGUUCUGAAAGUCUGAGUAUCUAUGAUGAUAUUGAUGCUGAUGUGCUGAGAAACUACCAGGAAUUUACACUAGCAAAUAUUCUGUACUACUCCCUGAAAGAAUCCACCACCAGCGAGCAGAGUGCUAGGAUGACCGCUAUGGACAACGCUAGCAAAAAUGCUUCUGAGAUGAUUGACAAAUUGACCUUGACGUUCAACCGUACCCGUCAAGCCGUCAUUACCAAGGAGCUUAUUGAGAUCAUCUCUGGUGCUGCUGCUCUGUGA
Molecule: messenger RNA, 840 nt
Organism: Pygoscelis adeliae (Adelie penguin)
Lineage: Eukaryota; Metazoa; Chordata; Aves; Sphenisciformes; Spheniscidae
Gene: ATP5F1C
Product: ATP synthase, H+ transporting, mitochondrial F1 complex, gamma polypeptide 1
Exons: 7
Biological process (GO): proton motive force-driven ATP synthesis
Molecular function (GO): proton-transporting ATP synthase activity, rotational mechanism
Source: RefSeq, a predicted model, not a curated record